This is a messenger RNA of Vicia villosa (hairy vetch), 984 nucleotides long. RefSeq lists its product as uncharacterized. NCBI's taxonomy places the organism in Eukaryota, Viridiplantae, Streptophyta, Magnoliopsida, Fabales, Fabaceae. Bases 1 to 984 code for a protein of 327 amino acids. The transcript is spliced from 3 exons. The record is from RefSeq and is a predicted model, not a curated record.
AUGAAGUGCAAAGAAUAUGUGAAAUCGGAAAGACAGGAACAUGUCAUGGAUCAAUGGAACAACAUCAUGUAUUCAAACACAGAAGAUGAAUAUGAUGUACGCUUAAAACACUUCGAAAGUGUUUGUGGUGAUAUUCUAGCGUUUCUGAAGUAUGGUAAUGAAACAUGGCUAGUACCAUAUAUGGAAAGGUUUGUUGCUGCAUGGACUAACAAAGUCACCCACUUAGGGAACACAACGACUAACAGUUGGGAGGCUGUGAAUACAAUGUUGAAGUUGCAACUAGGUUCCAUAAAAGCGUCAUUUCAAAAAAGUAUUGUCAACACAGAGCAUCGGUAUAACACACCUUUCUAUUCCAAGUUUCACAGUUUUGUCUCAAGACAAUGUAUACAACUCAUUGGGAAUGAACUUGAAAUAGUGAAAUUUGUUGGUUCAAGGAAGGAGAGGUGUGGGUGUUACAUUAGAACAACACAUGGGUUUCCGUGUGCGUGUCAGCUUGCCGGUUUCCAGAUAUUAGGCACCCCUAUACCUUUGGAAAUAAUUCAUAUUUUUUGGACAAAACAAUUUAGUCAGGAAGAGGGUAAUUGGGAUUUAGAAGAUGAGUGUGAAGAGUUGAAGAGCUAUUUCAAGAAAAAGUGCGGGAGUCAGACUUCAAAGAGAUUGUGUUCAAAACCGAAUGGAACUCAAUCUUCAAUCAUUAUGAUUGUUAGGCAACCUACUGUGAUAUCUUCACGAGCUGAGUUCUUGCCACAAUUUCCUGCUUUCUUUCAACCAAACAUCGAAGACAUAAUUAGUGUCGACGAUGAUGGAAACUAUAGUUUUUGUUGUGUUUCAGCUUCAUUAGGAUGGGAGGAAAAUUCAUGUCCUUUGGUUCGGAGGCAGUUAGAUUCUCAUAUCCAUCAGAACGCUGACUUGUUUUCCAGAUUAUUCUAUGAUACUGUGUCCGAAGUUAGGAAAACAUUAGAGGUAACUCACUUGGGUGGAUAG